Messenger RNA from Prunus armeniaca (apricot), 423 nucleotides. NCBI's taxonomy places the organism in Eukaryota, Viridiplantae, Streptophyta, Magnoliopsida, Rosales, Rosaceae. The record is from the annotation of a GenBank genome assembly.
AUGGCUAAAUAUUUGCACCGUAUUCAAGAAGCAAGAGAUCUUCUUUGUGUCGUAGGUGUGAGUGUCGAUGAUAAAGACAUUGUGAUUCUUGCUUUAAAUGGGUACCAGCAGCCAACUGUUGCAAAGUUCCCAAUAUGGCCAGCUCCCAAUAUUAAAGUAUCUGUUGAAAAGGAAGCCAAUGAGUCCUCUUUUUUAGAGAGUGCUUCAAGUGUCUUCUCUUCUGAAACUUUCUUGAUGGUUUCUCGCAAUACUGAUUUAGGUCCACCAAGACACAUAUUUGGUCUAGACGAAUUUUUUUUGGCACCUUCUAUGGCUCGUCUUCAAUCUACCAACACUCUAUCUGACUUCUACAUUGAUUCAACAGCCACUUUAUGUGCCCUUAAGGGUUUUGUUGUUCUUGCAAAUGGGGAUGACACUUAUUAG